Messenger RNA from Gryllus bimaculatus (two-spotted cricket), 5452 nucleotides. The record is from the annotation of a GenBank genome assembly. NCBI's taxonomy places the organism in Eukaryota, Metazoa, Arthropoda, Insecta, Orthoptera, Gryllidae.
GUAAUGGAAACUAUGUUUACUGUCGGUGUUCCUGAUAAUUCCUCUCAGCAAGGACUUGUUUCCUGUAAACAUUCUAGUGAUGAAGAUGAUGAUCCAGGUGUUUUUAAUUUGCCUUCAGGUGUUCUUUUGCAACCACAUCACUCUCUAGGUCCUAUUCUGUCUCAUGUAAAGCACAGGAAUGUAGAUGUGUAUUUACCUAGUGUAGGGAUUCUUAUGACCUCAAAAUUUUGUAGUAAAGCUGUUGAGUGCCUAUUAGAGGCACACAAAGUGAGAACUAUUAAUCUGCUACCAAAUAUCACUCCUGCCCCGUUCAUAGAUAACGUAUCAUUGUCAAGAGUAGUUCAGAAUGUGUCUAUACAUGGCCAUGUAUUGACCCAUUCUCGCACAGAUUUAAGUCUUGAUGUUUCUGGUUUAUUUCCUCAAGAACCUUCUAGUGGUUCUGUAGUUUCCAAGAAUUCCUCUUUAUGCCCAAGUCCUCAUCGACCAGGCUCAGCUACUCCAGAAAUAACAGUUGAAAAUACAGCAUCUAUUCAAGAUACUUCUGGAAUGAACCCUAAAACUGUUUUGCAAGGGGAGAGCCAAAAUAUAACGCAAAUGGAAUUCAAAUCCAAUUCCUCAAAACUCACCCCGCCUAAUACACUUCAACUAGCACGAAAACUUUCACAUUCUUCAGAUGAAGUUGACAAAAGGCAAGUUGUUCGUAAUAACGAUGUCAGUGCAAAUGUUGAGUUUGCAACAAAAAGUACAGGAGGUAGUUUAUUACUGAAUGAUACUCACAGAUCAUCAUCAGAAAGAGAUCUGAGUCUCAAUAUAACGUCAUCCCAGAGCGAGAAUGCUCUUAGAUCUUUCCGAAGUGGGUUUACUAAUGCUAUUACAUCACCAGUUGCAGUCACUAAAGAUCUUGUUCUGUCUCCAUUUUCAAAAUUGGCUAAAGGAAUGCAGAAUAUUGGUGCCAAUUUGGAUCCUCGAAAGUUAAAAGGUCCUGUUGGUAUGGUCAACCUACCUGGUCUAGGGAGACAACCAAUGAGUGAACAACAUGCAGAGGAGGUCCGUAAAUUAACUGAAAGAUUCCAUAAUUGUCGAUCUAGAUUAAUAGCUCUGUGAAUUACUGACUACAAAAUUUUGUGUAGUACAUAUUGCCAGACUGAGUCAAAAGAAAAAAAUAAGCUUACUGUGGAGCAAUGGUUACCAUUAAUUUUUAUUUUUUGUGUUGUCUUUUUUAUGUCUUGAUAAAAAGCAUAUAUGUAGAGAAUAUUUAAUAAUAAUUUUAUCGCUGUCAUGCAUUCCAUUGACAGAAAUCUCUCUUCAGUAGUUAUGCUGUGAUACACAAGCAUGGUUAUGCUUUUUUAGAAAUACAAAGUUUGUUAGAAUAUUUAUUUUAUACAAAUGAGGCUGGUUCCUUACAUUUGUAUAAAUUACUUAUAAAAUCAAAAUAGGUAAAUGUUAGAAAAGGAUGCACAGAUCAUGCACUGUUUAAACAAUUCCAUUGUACAUUUACAUUCUAUUAAAGACAGAACUAAUGUAUUUUGUUGUCAUAAAUAUGUUUAAUAUAGUGCUGAGUUUGCAUAAUAUGAAACUGUUCUAUUCUUUUUCUCUGAUAAUAGUUGUAAGCAUUUAAAAUACUGCAUAGCAAUUCCUUGUGGGAAGUAAUGCUGAAGUCAGGAACAUAUUUAUCUUUGUGAUCUUUGUAUUUUUUAUUUUCAAUUGAUCAAAGAUUUAAAACGUCAUGUGAGAAAUCUUCUAUUGAGAAAUAACAGAAAUUAAUCUAAUGAUGACACUAUUAUUUUUGUUAACCUUUCAGAUAGUGGUAUAAAGAAUGCAACUAUGUGUAGAAAACAUGAGAUAAAUUUAUCACUAUGAUCAGCUGCUAAUGAGUCUACAGAUGGAAUAUGUGUUGAUUUAAUUGCUCUGUUAGGAAGAAGUGAAUCGUUAUCUAAGAACAUUGUUAGUAGUUGAUAAGCUUAUAGAUCUAGGAAAGGUAAUACAGGUGUAAAAUGUGAGUCAUAUUGUGGAAUAUUAAAAAUAAACAUUAGUCAAUUAUUUCCAGCUUCAAUUAUGUUGAAGUACUUGACUGUGGUCCAGAAACUUAUAGAUUCACAUUUUGAAGCAUUUAUUGUAAUAUGUAAAUAAAGUAGAGUAAUUGUAUUAGUUUUCUGAUAAGUACAUGCAUACUGCAUGUAGUACAGAUUGCUCAUAUAGAAACUAAUUAGGAAUUAAAAGCAAAUUAGGUAAAAGCCCUACUCAAAGUGGACUUGGGUUCUUUGUUGUAUAAUUAUUAACUAAUAAAAUAUGCUUAUUAUAUUUCAAAUCUAUAUAAAUGAGGGUUUCUUUGUCAAGUGUCAUUUUGAAUUCAAUGACGAAUUGAGCAUCUCUGGGUAUUGUCAUUAUUGUUACAAUCUGAUCACAAUAAGUUAGGCCUUUUACCUGAAAAUGUCAUCAAUUUCAAAGAAAUAUCUGCAAUGUGUGUGUAACUUUGUACUACAAUGUGCUUACACCAUACCAUUCCAAUGUUUUUUUAAAAAUAUUUUGUUUAUCAGUGAGGUGAGGAAUUCUUCACUGACGUUCAUAUUAGCCUUUAAAUGCGUGAAAAAUGAAAUUUGAGAGAUAUCUUUGAAAUUUACACUUCUCUCUAUCAUGUUAUUUAUUUAAACGAGUAUCCUAUUAUUGAAACAAUUUUGCUAAUUGCUAUUGUACAUUGUAAGGAUAGCAUAGAAGGAACCAAACCAAUGAAUAUACCAGUAUUAUAAUGUAAUUUUGUAAUUUUGCAGUUUUGCAUAAAAUAAUUAAGGUUGACCAGAGUAUAGUCAAUGAUUUAUUUUUUAAAAUGUCUGCGAAGAUAUGUCCAUUAAACUUCAUAAGCUUGGGAAAAAAUAGUCAAUAGUCAUAAACUGAUAUGACCAACUUACUGCAGGGAAGUGGUUAUUUUGUCUGAAGAGCUAUUUUCCUUUAUGAAUAAGAAAAUGUAUUUUGGGCUACAUAUUUGAAAUUUAUUGAAAGUCAAUUUACUACAGGAUACUGUUUCUUGCAUUAUCUCUGGUAAAUCUUAAUACCAUUUGAUUUAGAUUUUUUUUUUGUAGUUUAAGGUAAGUUUAUUACUGUCCAUGUGAUGACAGCUACUAUCAAAGCAAAUGUUCUAAACAACAUAGUGUAUGAGUGACUCAAAUGAAAAAGGUACAUUUGUUUUAGGUAUUAAAUAUGCACAAAAUAUAAUUUAUUUUGUGAUAAAUUAUAAUUGAUUUUGUAAUACAUUUUAUAUUGUUUAAUUUCAUGAGAACCUUUACAUAUCUUCUGUAUUUGUCAUAGUUAUUUAUUCUAUAUUUCUGUUUCUUUGUUACUUCAUUUAAAAUAUACAAAAAAAUAUUUUUUUAAUAAAUCACAUACAAAUCAUUAAAUAGUAAUGAGUGUUGCAAUUUAGAUGAUGCAUUUUUUCCUGUCAACAAACAUUGCUUUAAUUUGGAGGAUUAACAACGAAUUGGUAAAAUGUAUAAUUGCUGCUUUAAAAAAAUUGUCUUCAGUUUUUUCUCCCCUCUUAACAUAUAAGGGGGGGUAGGGUUAAUAUUUUUUCCUUGCCGUCUUUGUACUUAGAAAUAAUGCCAUUUCAUAAAAACUAUUGUAGUUAAUUGUAAAAUGACCAGUAAGUAGAGUGUUGAUAUGUAAUGAAAUGUACAUCACUGAUAUGUAUGAUAUUAAAGAAGGUUUUUCUGAGAAAGUGGUAGGAAAGAAAAGUGUAGAAAUCUGUACACUUACAGAAUGUUUAAAGAGGCAGAAUAGAAGUAUAUUUGCAUUUUGUGGAACCAAAGAAUUAAAUAUUAAUAGAGAGAUGUGUCAUUUUCUGUAAAAGAAUAAGUUUGAAAUCCAAUAUAGAUAUUUGUAAUUUAAAAUUUAAUUGUUAUUUUAAGGAACGCAUCAAAAACUUGCCAAUGAUAGUACUGAUUAUUGUGCCCUAAUCCUGUGGGAAAUCAGCUUUAUUUUGCUGAAUCAUAGAUAUACAUACAUGUACCCACAUUGAUUCCAAGUUGACUGUCGUAUUACAGAGUUGUAAAUGGAUAUGUAAUGAGAGUAAAACUUGCUUAUUAUGCCUAAUAAAUUGGUACUUUGAAUUUUCGCAGUAUCAGUUGUUCUUAAAUCAAAUUUACUUGAUUUUAAUUCAAGCAAGCUUGGAACCUUACUACUAAAUUAUGUUCUGAAGUAUUUUGUCCUCUCUAAUUUCUUUAUUAAAGUCAAAUUAUUAAAAUUAGUAUCAAAUUCUUUAUCAAACGCCAAAUUCAAUUCAUUACAUCAUGCAAACUGGUGUAUUUGUAGACUCAUCUGCAUCAAAUGAGAAGAAUGGUGGAUAAAAUUAGCUGAAUAUGAUUUGACAAUGUGUCAGAUUUUAUACCUUUUGAUAAAAAGGGGUGUUUGAGUGCUCAAAUAAUAAUGCUUUCAUGAAGAACCUUUCAGUAUUGUAAAACAUUUAUCACAUUUGAACUUGGCAACUUUGUAUUAUUUUGUAUUGAAUGUUUAGUAUGACUAUUUACUGUAAGUAUUUUUUUUGUAUUUGUUAUACAGUUUAAAAAGAAAAUGGAUUUCACAGGAAGUUCAGAGUUGAAAUUCAUUAGAUAUGAGUUGCACUCUUGUUUAUUAAUAUUUUUUCACACAGUGAGCAUAGAAUCUUGUGUCUGCUUCUAGCAUGUCAAGUUUGUAUAGAAUAAUUUCAAUUGCUUUUUACUCUUUAAAUUUCCAUGAAGGAUUUUUAUCUUUCCUGAAGACACUAUAGAAAUUGUAUAUAAUAGAGAAUUUAAAAACGUUGAGCUUGUGCAGAAAGAUGAAUAAAAUUGUGAUGUAAUUUAUUGAUGUGCGGCUGCUUUUUUUUUUUUUGACCCCUUCUGAUAAUGCAGUUGCACCCUUAUCAAUUGUAUUGCAUGUGCCUUGCAGAUUGCUAUUUUAUGACCUUGGAAAAGAAGCAAAUUCAAAUCUAUGAUACUUUGUAAUAAAUGUCUUAAGUAAGAAUGUGAUAAGGAAAUAAAAAUAUCACAGAUGCAGUGUUGUUAGGAUACUCCUUCAGCAUCACCCUGGACUUUUCAGAGGGAACCACAAAAACAAAUGAAUCAGAGAAUUAACCUUGAGCUGUAGUUGAUCUAUCGUUUCAUGAUUUUAUGAAACUUACGCCAUCAAGAUAUGCCUCCUAAUUUAUAAUGUCCAUUGAGGAAUUUUCUAUUUCUAUUUAUUUCAUUUUUCAAAUUAAAAUUGUGAUAAUUUUCUAAGACAGAUUUCAACAAAAUAAUCAGUCUUAAGUCCAGGUGGUGCUCAAAUGAGCGAAGUACUAUAUCAAAAAAACCUAGAUUAUAAAAUAAAGUUUUUAGAUAUUUCAGUAAUUAUAACUGCUGCAAAAAAAAAACAACAACAAAUAUUACUUCUGAUUUUUAAGUGCAAAAAUGUAAAUAAAAAUUUAAUAAAUCAUAUCAACAUUAAA